CUUGCUGACGAACUUAAGGCUCAGGGAGCUUUAAAGCACCCAAUCCUCUCAGACAGUGUCAAAUUUGCAAUUAGCGAUGAUGGAGAGGCGAGCGAGGUCGGAGAAGCGGAAGAUCUAUACGCAGUUCCAGUUGUGACUCUUUUCUAUGAACGUUGCAAAUCACAAUUCACUGACAUUAAAAUGGUGUCUCCAGAUUGGGUUGUUGAUUGUAUAAAAGCCCAAGAGUUGCUUGACUGCGAGAAGUAUGACGUCGAACUUCUCAUUAAGCCCACUCCUCCAAAGCCUCCAAUUAUGCCUAAGUCAAUAGCCGCUCCCAUCCAGCUCAUUGAACAGUCUCAACCAAAGCAGUUGACCCCAAAUUUGCCACAACAACUUGGAGGAAUCGGGACUUCUGUCCCAACAAUUAGUUCUUCGUUGGACGGAGCUUCUAGCAGUUUGGCCUCACGUAUUAUUUCCACCAACGCAGGUACAUUUAUAAAUUAUUUAUCUGUGUUAUCCUUUCUUUUUAUAGGGUUAAUUGGAUUUGCUCCGGGUAAUGUACCCAUUGUUUCCCAGCCUCAGGUAACGGCGGCCUUUCAUCAUCAGCAAAUUCACCAUCCGCCAGAACCGAAACCAACCAAAAGUUCGGGGAAAAGCAAAGCCAAUAAACAUCCAAGUGAACAGGGGCUGAACGAGGAACAAAAGCAUGCAAUUGUUAUGCAAAAUGUGAAAAAUAUACUCAGUCAACAGGCCAAUUGGAACAAGGAUAACUCUCAAAAUCGUUGUGACACUGGGCAGAUGCCGGGGACUUUCCUCCCCACGGGGUCAACGCCUAUUCCAACUGGUGGAGCUCAAAGAAAACCUAAGUCCCCGAAAUCUCCAGGCAACCGUGCUGCCAAUCAGGCAGGUGGAAUCGGUGGUGGGGGGUCAGUCUCCAAGGCGGGUGCUGGCAGCCAAAAGUCGCCAAAGGGCAGCAUGAAAAAAACCGAGCUGGCCGAGAUCGCAGUUGCUCCUGCAGCUUCUCUUAGCCAACAACCCCAGCAACAGCAGUUCACGACAGUAACUGUUGAUGCGGCUAGUGGAGCAGCCCCAUUAUUUCCGCAUUCUACAGCCGCAACUGUUUUAGUUGCGACCGCAAAUCCGGGUGUCCCCCAAAUGAAUACGGGGUCACGAGUGCCAUCAGUGGCACAGCAAACUGGAGGUGCCCCACAAACGCCUGCUUUCUUGCUUCAGCAGCAGCAACAGCAGUACCAGCAACAGGCCUUACUAGCUGCUCAAAGUGAGUGUGUGGCGUUACUCUCAGCCCUAACACAGCGCCUAAUUUUCCCCGUAAUAACUUGUGACAUAUUUAAACACUUAGGUCAGUUUCAGAAGAAUCGAACGGCAUCCGUCUGCACCCCUCAGCAAGUUCAGGUGUCACCUGUUCUACUCCAAGGCACACAGCCCACAGGAGGACAAGCUAGAACAGCAACGUUUAUUGUUCGUGCUCCCUCGGCUCCCGAUAUCCAAAUGGCACAAUCCGCAACCACAGCGGAGAGUGUUCAGGCUCUUUUAGAGGGUAGCAGUGGCAAGGAGGGCACAAUUACUCAAGGCGUCACUACCACAGCCGCGCAGCAAGUGCUCCUGCAACAGGGCCAGCCGUCUCAGCAACAAAACCUCAUCCAAUUGCAGCAGCAGCAACAGCAGCACAACCGCGUUCCUUCUCCCACUGGUGGCGGUUUACUGUCUUCUGUUUUUAUCCAGGGCAGACAACCUCAAUCACAGCAGUAUAAACAGCCCUCCGGACAAAUACAGAUGCAGGUUUCGGGCCUGCAGCAGCCACAACAAACCAUUAGGCCACAGCGCGCCGCUCAGGGCAUGAAGCAAACACUUCCACAAGGCCAACAGGGUCAGCAGCAGCAGUACGCCCAACUGGCCCAGCAAGUGAAAGCCAAUCACCAGCCGCAACAACACUCGCAUCAAUUAGGACAUCAACAAAUAAUCAUUCAAACCUCUUCAGGCGUACAGCAAGUCGUUACUGCUCAAGAUCUUGGUAAUGCUCAGUAUAUCGGCACGGGUGGUGCGCAGAUGAGGGCGGUUGCGAAUUCGGGAGCAGUCCAAUGUGCGUCCCCUCGACCACCCCUUGGGUCCCCGACCUACACGCAAGCACAAGUUAUGACUGGCAAUGGCUCCGCCCCCUCGAUUGUCUACCACAGCACGGCAACGCCAGCUGGAGGCAUUUCCGCAGACGCCAUGUCUGCUUGUGUCACCCAGCAGGAACGGGUCACUUAUGUAGCCUCGGUACAGCAACAGCAGCAACAACAGACACAAACGGUGGGCGGAAGGCUGCAGCAGGCAGUGGUGCAGGGCCAGCAGGUGCCUCAGCAGCAGCAGCAGACGCUGAUCAGUGUGACUGGCCCUAGACCCAGGCCCGGAGGGACGGGCGGCCAGCCCUCUAUAAUCCAGACCCAGCAAGCGAUGGCCAUUCAGCAAGGACAGUUUUAUGGACAACCGCAGGCCCAAACGCAGCAACAGCAAAGAAUUAUUGUGCAGUCGCCUCACGCGCCGGGAUCCAUCCAACAGAUUACACCGCCUCAGCAGCACUGCAUGGUCUCCCAAAGUGAGUUUGCGCUGAUAAACUGUCAGCUGCAAAGUCAAUUUCAGCAACAAUUGCCACAGGGCGGGAAUUUCCUCCAGCAACAACAACGGCAAAUGAUUCCACAGUCCCAAUCCCACCAACUACCCUCCGGCCACCAGCCUCAAAGCUCUCGUGCCACUGUUGCUCAGUUGGUCGCUGGCGCCCGUGGUCCGGCCGCUACGGCAUCGCAAAUUUGUCAAAUGAUGGCAGCUGCAGCAGUCAAGCAGCGUCAUAUGGUUCCGCCAGCACCGCAGUACCGAGGCGUCGUUGCCCCGACGCGCGCACCAGACUCCACUGCAGGAGGCUACGUCCAAACGACUGUGCGAGCCCAGCAACCGGCCAUCGCGGGAACGCAAGUGGCCACUCAGCCCGCUCCUCCCCCACCGCCCGUCUUCCAACCGCCUGCAUUCCGUGGCCACGUGGGUUACCCCUGUCCAACGUCUGCACAGGAUUGCCUCAUUGGUUGCGUAAUGCUCCUACUAGGCUAUCACUCCUUCGGCGAGGCACAGAAAACCCUUUGGAAGAAAAUCAUUAGGUCGUAUGGCGCGGAGGUUGUACCCACUUAUGACCCAGCACGUGUCACACACGUUAUAGUCGAUUGGCAGUUAGAGGAACCCGAUCUUAUUAAACAGGUAAGUCUGCUUGAAACAUUCGAGGAGCCACUUCCCGUCACCAAACUUGAGCGCCUUCUUUGCAGCAGUAAGGUGGAAGAAUCCCCAAGCCCCGCGAACACAACAAGCACUGAAAUACCCAUUACAGAUGAUUCCGCAAGUCCGUGUCCCUCCCCUACAAUCCUCGUACCUCCUGCUAUAAAGGAUAAAAUUUUAGAUUUUUAUCGGUCUUCAAAAAAACCUUCACCUGUUCGUCGAAGCGACGUGGGACUUCCUCUAAGACAUGAGCCUCCAGCACCAGUUUAUCGGUCCAAUCAGGAGGUUGUCUGGAGAUUUUUGGUGCGAGACUUUCACGGCCGCAUGGGACAGACACCGGACAGGCGUCUUGUCGCCACACUACGUCGCUACGAGGGGGUUCGCGCCAAGUGGGUGGCGUGCUACCAGGAGAACUGUCCUCGAGUGCCCUGUCACUUCUUUUACCUCCACGCGCGGUCGUGGGACCAGUUGCGUUGGGUCGCCCUUCGGGAUAGAAAACGUUUGGUUACGAUUUACUGGGUAAACGAUGUCCUGGCCAAAGGCAGACUAGUCCCACCCUACGAGAUUCUUCACCUUCCUUCUCCCUUCUCGCCUGAAAUCACUUUUUCAUUUAUUCGGUCACAGGUAAGUGCCACUCUCCGGACCACUCACGAGUGCCGCCCUAACUACUCGCCUGACCAACCACUAACCGCCAGAACCGUGUAUGAAUUAGCUGUAAUUUCUAUCACUGGUUUCGAAGGUAUUGAACGCCAGAAGGUUGAACUCCUCAUAAAACAGCUGGGUGCCUCUUUUACGGAUUACCUAGACCAAAUGAACACUCUCCUUAUCUGUAAACGGUCACUAAUGCGCCAGCCCUGUCCUAUUUCCCUUCUCAACAGGCCCCACGGCAAAAAGUACGAGAUGGCCUCCCUCUGGGGCAUCCCCUGCGUCAAUGUCCGCUGGCUUCAGGACCUGUAUCUGGGCGACUUGUCUGCCAUUUCCGCGGACCUGGCUCACAAGUAUCUCUGUUUCGACGCAAUGGACGUCACCAUUGCCCUAGAGAUGCGUACGCCUCGAGCUCAGGAACUCAUGGUCGGUUGGCAACAGGGCAUUUGUGUAACCUCAGAGUCGUGGGAGCACCUCAAGAAACUGCGCAGUGAGCUGCGUCAGGAAGACCGGGAGGAGGAGGAAGAGGCUGCGGCCCGCAAAAAUCUCCAAAAGGAGGAUAGUGAAGACAAUGACGCGGAUAAGGAGAAUAGGUAUGCGGCUGCUCAAUUAAAUUGGACGUUCUUGUCUUGCGUUUUGCUUGCGCUGCUCUUCCCUUUAAAAUUAUCGGGUCUGGAAGCCUUUUUCACACGUUUGCAACAAUCGCGGCAUAUUUCACUCAUCGUCGGUCGUAUUUCGCUUAGUCUAACGGCAGAAGAGGUGGAACUCGCCAAGACGGGGAUGCUGCGUGAGACUUUACUCCGGCAAGAGUGCGAAAGGGCGGCAGCCCACCGCACCGCCGUUGCUGCGGCCGCGGCUCUGCAAGCCCCCGCCCCCCAACACUCCACUGCAGCCGCCUACCCCGCGGUUUUCGCCCCUCCCGCCGCCCCCCAGUACUCGAACCCGACCCCAGCCCUAAACCACCAGCUCCAGACGUCGACACUGGCGCUGCCCCCGUCGGUCUCUUCUACCACCCCCGUACCCCCUGCUCCGACGCCACCUCCGCACACCGCUACCGCCCAAGAGGAGUCGUCGGCACCCACAGUGCAAUCAGGUUCAGAUUUCCACCACUUUAAACGCCAGCAUAGUCCACCCAAUCCUGAUGGCCGGACUUCACCGCCUCGCAAGCGACUGGCGCAGGGCCGUCCACCGAAUUCUGUCCCUCCUCCUCUUCCGGAUUUUACCGUCGAAGAGGCUCGACGGCCUUUGUCAGCGGGUCCCUUAUCAACAGAGAAUGCUAAGGAUCCUGAGACUAAGCCGUCACUUGUCCACGUCAGUUUGUCGUCGUCACAGCCAGAAGAGGCCUCCCCAAACCCAACGAAGCAUAAUGUUCCUCCUCUCCCUCCCUCGCAAACGCCACAGCCGACACCUCCUUUCGAUCCUCCACCAGCACCGCCACCGAAGCCUGAUAUUGCCGUUGACCUGGAAGUCCGGCUGGUCUUUACGGGAAUGGACACUGAAGCCCGCCUGGGUUUGUUGCAGUUGCUGGCCCAAAUGCCCAAGACGGGCAUUGCGCCUUACCGGCUUGUGGAAAACGUUAGUGAGGCGACACACGUGAUAACUGAUCGUCUUGUGAGAACACCAAAGAUCUACAUGGCCGUGGCCUUUGGUUGCGCCAUCGUAACCCCGAAGUGGGUGCGAGCUUGUCUUGUUCGUGGGGACUGGCUCGGUAUGUGGGCGCUUUCUGAAUCUGAUUGGCUCCUGCGCGAUUCCGAAGCAGAGGAGAACCUCGGCAUUUGUCUGGCAGAGUCCCUUCGCAUUUCCCACGAGCGUCGUUUAUUGGGCGAACCAGGUCUCUUCUCAGACCUGGAAUUCUGGUUCGCACCCAAGGCAUAUCACCGGGAGGUCUGCGAGCAGCUUGUUCGCGCCUGCGGUGGCCGAGUCCGUGAACGACGACCAACCCAAAAAAUGGCCCUCCUCCCCAUUCCCCGACAGAUCAUCAUCUGUCACGAAGAAGAGGCCCACGUGGCUUCUUAUCUAAUGCGAACGAAAACUGGUAAUCGGGCGGUUCACCACGAGGAAUUCAUCUUGAGUGGCGUGCUGCGUCAACAACUGGACUUCGAUUCCUACCAGAUCCAGUACGUGAGCAGCCAGUUUGCCGAGUUGCAGGCGGCCAUAUCGGUGGCCUGCACGAACCUCGCUGCGAGCGGCCCACCCCCACGUCUCCCCGCCCCCCAGGAGGUUCCGGUGCCAGUUCACAUGCGUCCCCCACCACCGCCGCCGCCGCCGCCUCCUCCCGCUCCGUCCUGCGUGCUGCUUGUCUCGGGCGCCGAAAACCAGCAGUCGCCAGUCAUGUACUACAUUUCCUCCGGCUCAACCAUAAGCUCAGCCCCCCGCACAGUGUCCUCCUGUGCUGCGGCUGGCCACGAGGAGCCGCUGACGCUUCACCUGCCCGAAGGUGUUUCUGCUGUCGUAGUGACCGGAGGCGAGUCCGGUGGCGGUGGCGUCGUCGAGGAAGGCCUCAAUGCUGCGCGUGUUGCUGCAGCGGAUGCUCAUGUCGUUGCGUCGGCGACCGCUGCUCUGACCACGACGACGACAAACAAUCCCGCCGUCAUUGGUGACAAUGAAGCCCCGCAUAUUGCCGCCACUCCCGUUCGAACUCAAGUCACCCCCGAGCCUCGUCAUCCCCCACCUCCUGUCGAUGUUAGUUGA
Molecule: messenger RNA, 6579 nt
Organism: Mesocestoides corti
Lineage: Eukaryota; Metazoa; Platyhelminthes; Cestoda; Cyclophyllidea; Mesocestoididae
Source: the annotation of a GenBank genome assembly